AUGUAUGGUAACCACCGCAAGCCAAAAAGCCUUUUAGGCUUCAAAAUUUGCACAAAAAUGGGACCCAGGAUUGAUGGUGGUGACGAGAAGGUCAUUGGUGGUAGAUCAUAUCAUGUCUAUCAGCGACAUCGAGUUUGGGCUAUGGAAAAGAUGCUGGUAACGAUGCUCCUGAGGUGGUGGUGGCAGGGCAAAAUGGUUCUUGAUGAGCUAGAGAGUUUGCUCUUUAGUCGAUGGUGGGGUGGAAGCACCAAAUUGUAUGCUUUGGGUGAUUUUCGAGACCGUCGUUUGAGGGAAAGACGCAGUGGGAGCGAGAUUAGGUGCAUGGCUGUGGAGAAGGUCAGUACCGUCCCUAAAUAUUUUGGUGCACUGUCUCAGCCCGAAAAUCUAUUCCCUUCAUUAGGGGAUGGGAGGGAUAUCAGGGUGGAUGUACACAUGUCGAGAAGGAAGACCCACUUUGAAUAUCCAUUGCCAGCCAGAGUGCCAACAUUGAGGCCCUCCUCAAUGCGGACUAAAACCAAUGGUGCCGGAUGCAUCGAUUGUACUGUAUGUGCCAGUGUAGUCCUGAGACAGCAGUAUGAGGAACUUGUACAUGGUUAUAUAUUACCGGUUACCGCCUCCCAGUUCACUUCGAAAUUCAGGGUGACCUCCAUACUUUGUUUUCUAACACUUGUCACUAGACUUGAUGUUUCGCGUCAUCGCUACAAUUCCAUAGUCGUGGUUGGUGAACAUCCAGUGAUAUUGAUGACGCGAGAAUACGAGGCUGAAAUGCUGACUAGUACUGAAGCACUUUUUCAAACACGUCUCCCCCAACCACCCCCAACUAAUCAUAGGGCGCUUGAGCUAGUCCACACAUGA
Molecule: messenger RNA, 855 nt
Organism: Desarmillaria tabescens
Lineage: Eukaryota; Fungi; Basidiomycota; Agaricomycetes; Agaricales; Physalacriaceae
Exons: 13
Coding region: 1-855 (284 amino acids)
Source: RefSeq, a predicted model, not a curated record